Molecule: messenger RNA, 4816 nt
Organism: Zalophus californianus (California sea lion)
Lineage: Eukaryota; Metazoa; Chordata; Mammalia; Carnivora; Otariidae
Gene: RCAN3
Product: RCAN family member 3
Exons: 6
Coding region: 266-991 (241 amino acids)
Biological process (GO): calcium-mediated signaling
Cellular component (GO): cytoplasm; nucleus
Molecular function (GO): nucleic acid binding; calcium-dependent protein serine/threonine phosphatase regulator activity
Source: RefSeq, a predicted model, not a curated record
CGGCGAGGCUGCGGCUCCCGCGAGCGUCGAGGGCGUGGCGGCGAGGCUGGGGGCGGCCGGAGCCGCGCGGACUGUGUCCCGGCCGCCGCCCGCCGCGUCUCCCCGGGCCGCGCUCCUUGCGGCGCCCCGGCUCCCGCGUAGCCCGUCGGGCCGCCCCGGCCUCGCCCCUGCCCGCCUUCCCUCCUUCCUGCAGCGGCGAAGCGCGCAGAUGCCUGGUGGACACCUUAGGACUUUAAAAACGGAAAAGACCUGCUUUUAGGGGAUAAUGCUGAGGGACACUAUGAAAUCUUGGAAUGAUAGCCAGUCAGAUCUCUGUAGCAGUGACCAAGAAGAGGAAGAAGAGAUGGUUUUUGGUGAAAAUGAAGAUGAUUUGGAAGAGAUGAUGGAUUUCAGUGAUCUGCCUACCUCACUUUUUGCUUGCAGUGUCCAUGAAGCUGUGUUUGAGGUGCAAGAGCAGAAGGAGAGAUUUGAAGCACUUUUCACUGUCUAUGACGACCAAGUGACAUUUCAGUUGUUUAAAAGCUUUAGAAGAGUCAGAAUAAAUUUCAGCAAACCCGAAGCAGCAGCAAGAGCACGAAUAGAACUCAACGAAACGGACUUCCACGGGAAGAAGCUGAAGCUGUAUUUUGCACAGGUACAGAUGUCCAGUGAAACCCAGGACAAGUCGUAUUUACUGCCCCCGCAGCCGGUCAAACAGUUCCUCAUCUCCCCUCCCGCCUCGCCGCCUGUCGGGUGGAAGCAGGGGGAAGACGGAAUGCCUGUUAUAAACUAUGACUUACUCUGUGCGGUUUCCAAACUGGGACCAGGAGAGAAAUACGAGCUCCAUGCUGGAACGGAGUCAACGCCGAGCGUGGUGGUUCAUGUCUGCGAAAGUGAAACUGAAGAGGAAGAAGAAACAAAAAACCCCAAACAGAAAAUUACCCAGACGAGGCGCCCCGAGCCUCCAGCCACAGCACUGAGUGAGCCCCAGACCUUCGAUGGGGCACUGUGAGGCCUCUGGCUGGUGCCAGGCAGCCGCCCCCGGGGGCUCCGCGCUGGAGGUCCCUGCCCCUUCUGGCGCACCGUGGCUCGGCGUGUGUGGGAGUGGAUAGUUGAAGCUCCUAAAGCAGAAACAAGCGUCUUUUUACCUUUCUGUGGUCUGCUCAGACCUGGCAGUCCCUUUAUAGAAAAGUCUCAUAACGAAGAAAACUUUGCUUUGGUCACUUGCCUGUCUUCUCUGUAUGUCACGUGUCUGGAGCUCCCUGGUAUGUGUGCGAAGGGGCUGCACACAGGAGUUUGGACUGAUAAACCAAUGUGGCCGCCACUACCCAGAAGGAAGAAUACAGAAAUUCACGCCGUGGUGUCCGUACAUUUUUGGUAGCAUGUUUUGUGGUUUAGAGGUUCUUAUUAUGGUAAGUUUUAUUUCUGAGGACUUAAACCAUAUUGCCAAAAAGUUUUAUAUUUUUUCUUGCCCUCAAAUACUCUGAGAUAAUAAGCUGUCCUAUUUAUAUAUGUCUACCCCGGCUCAUUCUCAAUAUAAAUUCAGUUGAAAUUUGUGAUUCCAUAAGCAGUUUAUUAAAUUCAGAUCAUCAUUUGGCAAUUUAACGACAGCCACUUCAUAAAUUUACUUUGCACUCCAAAUUCACCAUUUUGCCAGUGUUUGAUCUUAUCUGGUUGCAGUAACUCAUCAUUUGCAGAAUGGACCUUGUAAGUCAGGAAAUGUAUGUAUUUUCAACAGUUGAGAAUUUUAAAAUUUCCUUUUAGGUAAUAUUUAUUAGCUAAUUUUCUAAGUGAUCAAAAUCCAUAAUGUUUUGUUAUUUGGCUUGGCUUUCAUGGUCUUUCUUCCAAUUAAAGAAUAGUCUAUUCCUAACUUACAUAACCUGUUUUUAAAGUCAAGCAGUGCAAGUAUUUCUUUUCUCUGUAUUUAUUUUUUUGAGAGUAUUGAAUAAGUUGAAGAAAAACUUAAACCAAAAUAAAUAUAUAUUAAAUACAAAAUAUAUAUUAUUUAAUAUAUACACAUAUUAAAGUUUUCUGAAUGGAGAACAUUAAUAUUUUCAUUCUUUCCAUAAGGUGAACUCUAAAAGAAAAAGUACUAAAUGCCCAUUAACUUUUGAAUAUGGUGAAAUCAACCAGGAUCUCAACAAGUAUUAGGGUCUCUGUCCUUGGCAAUUUUAUAUCCAGCUCACGUAACCAUCUUGUAAGAGAUGAGUCUCGUGUACUUUUUUAAAGUUCCUUUUAAUAAGUUUAGCUACAUUUUCUUUUUGGAAAUUGAGUUAUUACUUAGAUUUAACUCUGAUAGUGUAGUAGCCUUGCUCUCUUUAGAAAUCGUAACUUCAUCUCAGGAAUCAAAUUCAUUAGAGCAUUGUGAGGAAAGAAGAUGAUGCUUUGUGUUAGGAAAAAAGCAUUUGUGAAGCAUAAGGAAAUCCUAACACUUUAUAAUAAGGAUAGUCAACAGACCCUGCAGUGCAGUGGUGCUUUGGCUCCUGUGUUCUAAGCUCUUUCGACAUACCCGCCUGACAAAACUGGAAAUAAACCCAUUUAAAAAGUGCGCUCGUGUGAGCAUCAACUCGUUGAAGGUGCUAAGAGACAGAAUCAGUAAAAACAGUUCCCUUGCCUUAGGGAGCUGAACAUCAGGAGGAGAGCAAACUCAUCUUCUUACAUUUUGCUUCUUCAUACUUUAUACACUAAACCUAGCCACAGAAUGGAGAGCCCAGGAAGUUUUAUGUUCACCAUAAAGGUUUAAAUGGAACUUGGUGUGUUCAAAUCAGAGCUGCCAAGAGACAGGGCAGGAUCAACCAUCCUUCUUCUAGAAUACGGGCCUUUUGUUUCCCACUCACAGCCACUCUAUCUCUUCAGAACGUUGUGAUAGAAAGCGAAGACCUUAGAUUUCCUUAGAAUCCCAGUCAUAGUGCCGAAGGCGACUUUGGGGAUGACGUAGUCUACUCCUCGUGUGACACAGAUGAGAAAACAGAGCUGACACGUCUUAUUACGGAGGCCACGGGGACUAGAUUGGCAUUCCCAACUCCCGCGCUGGGCAUUUUCUCCUUUAUAGACAGACAAAAAAGGGGAAAAGAAUUCUAUCUCCCCUGAAGGGAUACAGUGAAUUAGAGACAUCUGGUGAAGGCAGUGACUCAGUCUCAUGAAUGAAAUCGAUGUUCCACGUUUUAUGUUUUUGUUAGCAUUUUACUGUUGGGAUUGGAAUCUACUUAAAUAAUGUUAUUUUGGUAGCCAGCAGUCAUGUUGACAUUUUAUGUGGGCCUUCAUAGGUUUUAGUAGUAAUGAGAUUAAAUUACAAAUAGUUAUACUUGAGAUGUGACUCUAAUGAAGCAGCAUGAGCGCUCCCAGGAUUUGGAAAUAGCUUGCAGUGGAACGGCACCGUCACUCAGUGCUUCUAAAAUGGAGCUCUGGUAAAGACUGAAGACUGACUUAUAUAGACUCUUUUACAGACCAUAGCUUUAUUCUUAAAGGGGAAGAUCUCAGACAUAAUUAAGCAGUGGAAAAUGUAUGAGAUUCUUCGGUGCAUCAGAGUUCCCUGUCUGUGGGUAGCUGUCUUUGCUCUGGAGGCCUAGACUUUGGUCAGCCUUCCUUUGGCCACUCACUGUGCUCCUUUUCUACACACUUGCAUUUACAUCCUCCUGUACAAAAACAAAUUAUUUAUAAAUGUGACAGAAUAAUGGGAUGAGGGAAUUAGUUGCCUCCUAGCCGGGGAGGGAAGUCCAUUGUUAAAGAAGCUCACUUUUUAAAAAGUUAAGUAAACGUGAAGAAUAAGGUUUAUGAACCCUGUUCAACAACUUAGUAAAUACUCAUUUAUUUUAUAACCUCCCCUUGGGGUAUGGGUCUGCCAGAUGCCAUUGUUGUCUCUACCCAGGAAUCAGGGGAAAAUGUUAGUAACUUGAAGGGUGUUGUUAUUAAUACCAAAUACACAAGCAACAAAGCAACAGAAGAUUGUAAUAACUGCUAGGUUUUACUGGCCAAAAAGAUUGUAAAAAUGGUCAUUUUCAAAGUAGACGUUUCCAGCCAAGGUUAAGAAGAACUGAUGUGGGGCUGAGUCAAAGUGUCUCCAUCCAUUUAAGUAAAAGCGUAAGGACCUGUUACUAAACUAGGCAUGCGUGGUCUGUCUUGUGAACUGUGUUUCCUUUUGAAGCAAAACCAUGUCCCGCAGACUCCUGGGAGUUCCUGCAUAGCUUUGACUGAAUGUUCAUUCUCGUCAUAUGGAAGAUUUCUAUCUAUGCAGAGAAUACGUGUUUUUCCCGUCCUGUUUUCUCUGUAGUGCCCAGUCUUCCUAACCCGUACUAGGGACUGAGGAGAGUCAAGGUGGCUAAUGCUGUUGCUACCAUCCCCCUCCUGCUCCUUCUCCCCCGAGGUGGGGGCCCCAGAAGGGCGCCGUCCACGUUUCUGCUGUAUCGUGCAUGUCCUCCAACUUGAAGAAAAAUUUUUCACUCAUUUCACUUCUCUCUUCAUUGAACUCCAGGAGGUGAAUUUAUAAUUUUAUCUGAACAUGUUUGCGAUCUUGUGUUAUAUUCUGGGGAACAUUACUUUUCUGGUACUAUAAAUUGUAGUGAAUAUUCAUUGUACUUUGAAAACCUGGUCAGUAAUUUAUAUAUAUAUAUAUAUGUAUUCUGUAUUUUAGUGCGCCUGAUGUGACAAUCCAUAGUUUGUAGUAGUUCGUUAUUUGUCAACUUUGGCUCUCCUGUAUUUUUAGGACAUUUAAAUGCUCCCUGUUCUCUCAAAGUGACAAAAGCAGAAGGUAAUGUUUUUUGGAAUCCUUGUGAUUACUUGUAACAAGUUUUGUUUUUAAAGCUAAUAAAAAUAAAAUUAGGGGUUUUUAAAAAAUCAA